Messenger RNA from Hemicordylus capensis (graceful crag lizard), 3336 nucleotides. RefSeq names its product FYN proto-oncogene, Src family tyrosine kinase (gene FYN). NCBI's taxonomy places the organism in Eukaryota, Metazoa, Chordata, Lepidosauria, Squamata, Cordylidae. Gene Ontology annotation, cellular component: extrinsic component of cytoplasmic side of plasma membrane. Gene Ontology annotation, biological process: cell differentiation; protein phosphorylation; innate immune response. The coding region runs from base 766 to 2379 and encodes 537 amino acids. Gene Ontology annotation, molecular function: signaling receptor binding; non-membrane spanning protein tyrosine kinase activity; ATP binding. The transcript is spliced from 14 exons. The record is from RefSeq and is a predicted model, not a curated record.
CCCCCGCUUUGGGAACUGACGCAGGGGUGAGGAGGCGAGGGGAAGGCAAGGCAGUGGGGUCCAGGUUCCAUCCGCGCGAGCAGCCUGGACGGGAGGAACGCCAAAGCAGCGAUGCUGCGGUUGCGCCAUCUGUCAGGAGCCUGGGUGGCGGUGGUGGGAGGGGAGGAGACAGACUGAGGCGGCUUUUGCCUGGGUCUUGGGCAAAGAGAGAGAGAGAGAGAGGUGGGGGAGGAAACGGAGCCUCGCGGCGCGAGCCCGUCUUCCCCCGGACAGCGUUGCAGGCAGCCCACGCGCCAGACAAAGCUGCUGCCACCCCCCUCCUCGCUGGGUUCUCCUUGGCGCCCCAGAGCUGCUGAGGCAGGGACGUUGACAUCCUCCCAUUCCCUCUUAACGCGGCUAUUUCGGUCCUUGCGUUAAUAAUAACAGGGUUGGGUCGAGAGCAGGGUGUGAGGGCGAGCGAGGAAGAAAUAAGCUGGAGCGUUCUCUGGAGAGGGGACUGCCGCCGCCGCCGCCGCCCUCGGGACCCUGCAGCUAGGGAGCAAGAGCGACUGGGAGGGAGCGUUGGUGUGAAGGUGGCUCUGCAGACCCAGUCCUGCUGCUGCGCCUCAGGACCAGUCUUACUAAAGUUCUUGAAAAGAUGUGGUGAAUAAAAGCUUGCUGUAUUUACGGGGAGGAAAAUUCUGACAGUUCUCUUCGCGAAGUGCCUUCUGGUGGGCUUCCUCCUACUUGGAUGGACCCCUCUAAGUUUUAAGAGGAUUUUGGAUAAUGGGCUGUGUGCAAUGUAAGGAUAAAGAAGCAACAAAACUGACAGAUGAGAGGGAUGGCAGUUUAAACCAGAGCUCAGGCUAUCGCUAUGGGACAGAUCCCACCCCCCAGCACUAUCCAGGCUUUGGUGUGACUUCAAUUCCAAACUACAACAACUUCCCCACAGCUGGAGGACAGGGGUUGACCGUCUUUGGUGGUGUCAACUCCUCUUCACAUACUGGGACCCUGCGCACGAGAGGAGGAACAGGUGUAACUCUCUUUGUUGCUCUGUACGAUUAUGAAGCAAGGACAGAAGAUGACUUAAGUUUUCAUAAAGGAGAAAAAUUUCAGAUACUUAACAGCUCGGAAGGAGACUGGUGGGAAGCCCAUUCUUUGACUACAGGAGCAACUGGUUACAUUCCUAGUAAUUAUGUGGCUCCAGUUGACUCCAUUCAAGCAGAAGAGUGGUACUUCGGUAAACUUGGAAGAAAAGAUGCUGAGAGACAACUCUUGUCAUUUGGAAACCCACGAGGGACUUUCCUGAUUCGUGAGAGUGAAACCACCAAAGGUGCCUAUUCAUUGUCUAUCCGUGAUUGGGAUGAUAUGAAAGGAGAUCAUGUCAAACAUUAUAAAAUUCGCAAACUCGACAAUGGUGGAUAUUACAUUACAACAAGGGCACAGUUUGAAACUCUUCAGCAGCUUGUUCAGCAUUAUUCAGAGAGAGCUGCAGGUCUUUGCUGCCGCUUAGUAGUCCCUUGUCAUAAAGGAAUGCCAAGGCUUACUGAUCUGUCUGUCAAAACCAAAGAUGUCUGGGAAAUUCCACGAGAAUCACUACAGUUGAUCAAGAGACUGGGAAAUGGGCAGUUUGGGGAAGUAUGGAUGGGUACUUGGAAUGGAAAUACUAAAGUGGCAAUAAAGACACUGAAGCCUGGAACAAUGUCCCCAGAAUCAUUCCUGGAGGAAGCGCAGAUCAUGAAAAAACUAAAGCAUGACAAACUGGUUCAGCUUUAUGCUGUGGUGUCUGAAGAACCUAUCUACAUUGUCACAGAGUAUAUGAGUAAAGGAAGCUUGCUAGAUUUCUUAAAGGAUGGAGAAGGAAGAGCUCUGAAAUUACCAAACUUAGUGGACAUGGCAGCACAGGUUGCUGCAGGCAUGGCUUAUAUUGAACGAAUGAAUUACAUACACAGAGACUUGCGAUCUGCGAACAUCCUCGUAGGAAAUGGUCUAAUAUGCAAGAUCGCUGAUUUUGGAUUAGCAAGAUUAAUUGAAGACAAUGAAUACACAGCCAGGCAAGGUGCAAAGUUCCCCAUAAAAUGGACUGCUCCAGAAGCUGCAUUGUAUGGAAGGUUUACAAUAAAAUCAGAUGUCUGGUCCUUUGGAAUAUUGCUGACGGAACUAGUAACAAAAGGGAGAGUGCCAUAUCCAGGUAUGAAUAACCGGGAAGUCCUGGAGCAAGUAGAACGGGGCUAUAGGAUGCCAUGCCCUCAGGAUUGUCCCAUCUCCCUGCAUGAGCUCAUGAUUCACUGCUGGAAAAAAGACCCAGAAGAACGCCCAACUUUUGAGUACUUGCAGGGUUUCCUUGAAGACUACUUCACUGCAACUGAACCCCAGUACCAGCCAGGUGACAACCUGUAAUGUUCUGGUCUGUGUAGACUGCCAUGAUCAGUGUCCCAUUCACAGUUGACAUACAGCGACUGGCUCCUCCCACAGGCUGCAUCUUCUCCCACAGCGCCAAAAUGUUCUGGAGCCCAAAGUUGAGAACUUCUACAGCUACCUUUCUGAAAGAUCUGAAUGUCUUCUAUGAAUAGAAAGUGAACACUUGAUUUUGUUCUUAUUCAAAGACUCUGAAACUACAUUGUUUUUGAUGUUAUGUAAACUGCAAAAUCUUUGUUCCAUGUAAAUAGUAAUUCAGUGCCAAUAACUGAUCCUAGUGCUUUCCUUUUUUAAAAAAAAUAAUAAUAAUGCAAAACUAUGUGAUUUUAACUAGUCUUCUCCUGAUCAACUAAAAGUAUUAUUUUCCAAAAGUGGCCUCUUUUUGUCUACGUUUUUUCAUGUUUUAACAAAAUAAAAUCAGGACCAGUGUUUUGGGUUUCUUUUCUGUUUGUUUGCUUUUAUAUAUAUAAUAUAUGUAAAAUAUAUACAUACCUGUAUAUAUAGUCAGUGGGUGCUAUUGCAGAGGAAACUCAUUUCAGAAACUGAUUAGCCAUGCUGCUGAAGCACCCAGAACAAAAAACUGAUUUCUCUGUACACCGGAAACACUGGUCAGAUUCCGAAAGCCAGUGACUGAAUUUUUGGCUUUUGCCAAGCAUGACCUUUUUUAAUUGGAUUGCACUUUUUGGUUUGGCUAUGUACCUGUAGGUGGUUGUAACUUUUGAUCUUUCAGAAAUCAUGUGCAGAGUUUCCAGCAAUGUUUGCCAACUACGUGCUUGGAUUUGUGAUCAAAAUUAAAAUAAACUUAUUAAAGCAAGGAAAUGCACCAUUACCCAUUGGGACUGGAAGAUUGAAACUGCAAAUACUCUUGUGUAUCAAAAUAUGUAUACUGAAAAUUUUCUGAUUUUUUAAAAUUUAAUAAACAUUGCAACCACGUGCAAA